Molecule: messenger RNA, 7993 nt
Organism: Mycena citricolor
Lineage: Eukaryota; Fungi; Basidiomycota; Agaricomycetes; Agaricales; Mycenaceae
Source: the annotation of a GenBank genome assembly
CCACUACAUCAGAGUGUUCCUGCAGUCGAUCGCCGAUAUUUGCUCCCACCAAGCAAUUUCCCAAUUUGGGAGUGUGGUGUGUCGUGGGACCGUUGGCCACGAUUUUCCGAUCACGCACCUCUUCGUUCAAGUCAGCACCUAAUCAGCUAGGCUAAUGGUCAUUAGUCCAAACUGACUGGGAAGCCUUCUUGCUGCUUGCCUUGUUUCUGCAUCGAUGAAGAAGGAGCUUGAGCCGAGGCUUCGAGUCUAAGUGGCUCAAAGAGAAUGCGGGGUACAGCGGCAUUCCUGUUCCGACGUUGGCUCUGCCGUGAAAUGCGAUAACAUGGGCUGGGUACUUGCAGCUACACCUCCUCGACAUCCACCAAUGGUCUGGGAUGUCCAACCUCUUGUGAAGUCCAAUCCAGUUUCGAGCAUGGCUCAAUCAUUCUCGAGGGCUGUUCAGUAUUAGCACUGCGUCUAAGCGUGGUCGCACGGUGCUCACCAGACUCGUCAGCUGUCUAAUCUCAUCGGCCCUACAGAAGUACCUUCCAGUCCCAACUCCACAAUGAACGGCCUCCGCGAAACCGGUAUCCCAGACAAAUACCUUCAAGAGCGCGAGAAGCGGCUGCGUUCAGAUGGAACCUCGCAGUUUGUGGAGCUCGCGCUGUCGGACAAGUUCAAGCAACUCGAGACCGACCCAUGGGUCGAUCACGAUGCUCUCAACAAUGCACAGCAUGUGCUGAACGACGGAGACGACAUCAAGUUCCUCCUUCUCGGCGCCGGUUAUGGUGCGCUUGUGCUGGCUGCGCGUCUGGUCGAGGCUGGUUUCGACCCGGCGAGCAUUCGCUUCGUCGACGCGGCAGGCGGAUUUGGUGGGACUUGGUACUGGAAUCGGUAUCCAGGCCUGAUGUGUGACAUCGAAAGCUACAUCUAUAUGCCCCUGCUGGAGGAACUCGGACACAUGCCGACAUUCAAGUAUGCCUAUGGGAACGAACUGCGAGAACACGCCGAACACAUCGCAGAGCACUACGGGCUCAAGAACAACGGGUCCUUCAGAACGGUCUAUCACGAGGCGCAGUGGCUCGACGAUCAGAAGCGAUGGAAAGUCGGCCUGCGGGAAUACCGUGGGCCGGAUGAGCCAGAGCGGUCGUUUUGGGUGUACUCACAGUUCCUAUGUCAGGCCGCUGGAGCGAUCGUUUCGCCUCAGAUACCGCUGCUGCCUGGCAUGGACACGUUCCAGGGCACUAUGUUUCACACCGCUCGAUGGAACUAUCCGGUCACCGGGGGAACACCGACAGAUUGGACCAUGGACAAGCUCAAAGACAAGCGCGUGGGCAUCAUAGGCACUGGUGCGACAGCCAUUCAAGUCGUGCCUGAACUGGCCAAGUGGGCGAAACAUCUUUACGUCUUCCAGCGAACACCGUCGAGCGUCGACGUGCGAGGCCAGCGCCGCACUGAUCCUAUCGAAUGGAAGACGAAGAUCGCCACCGGGAAAGGCUGGCAGCAGGCCCGCGCGAUGAAUUUCAAUCUGAUUAUGGUCAACACACCCGAGGGCCCGGAUCUGGUGGCGGACGGCUGGUGCAAAAUGCCUGCAUAUUGUGGCAUCAACGGAGCACCAACUCCCACGUUUAUCACGCCCGAUAAGGUCCCCGACCAUAUCGCCGCACUAAAUGCCGUUGACCUUCCCCGCGCCGAGAGAGUGAGGGCCCGGGUGGACGAGAUCGUCCAAGAUCCUGCCACAGCCGAGAAUCUUAAGGCCUGGUACCCGUAUGGUGCAAGCGUCCUACGUUCCACGACGACUACCUCCCCGCAUUCAACAAGCCCAAUGUCACACUCGUCGACACUGAUGGGAAGGGCGUAGACUCAAUGACGGCCACCGGUGUGAUCGCGAAUGGCAAGGAAUAUCCGAUCGACAUUCUCGUUCUCAGCACGGGCUACAUCGUCGGGCUCGUUGCUGGGUCUGGGUGUCCGGCAUCUCGUGGAAACUUCCGAGUCACCGGCCGUGACGGGCGGGAUAUGGAGGCGAAGUGGCGAGAAGAAGGGUGCAGCACUCUGCAUGGCUUGGCAUCGAACGGGUUCCCCAACUUCUUCUUCCUCCCUGGUCUCUCCCAGCUUGGGUUCACGGCCAACUUCAUGUCCGCCCUCGACACGGUCUCCAAGCAGGUCGCCUGGAUAGUCGCACAGGCGCAUAAAGACGUUGAUCGUCCCGGCCAGGUUGUCGUCGAGGUUGAGAAGGACGCCGAGGAACGAUGGGCCGACGAGGUGGUCAAGAGAUCCGGAUGGUUCGCUGCUGUUCCUGGAUGCACGCCAGGAUACUUCAACAGCCAAGGAGAGCAUGCCCGUCUCAAAGAUCCGGUAGAAGAGCUCAAAGCUGCUCGCGCUUCGGCAUGGGGUGAAGGCUAUGUGAGUUACAUCAACUUGCUUAAAGAUUGGCGUGCAAAGGGAGACUUGGAGGGAAUCCAUGUUACGACCGGACAAAGCGAAUGAAUUGACAUUAAUAGUGUACCAGUUAUCGUGGAGGAAAUGUUUAGGCAGGUCGUAUGCACCAACUUACAAGGUAGUAGGUAGAAGGUAUUAGACCAGAGCAGAAAUGAAGAUUUGACAGUUCCGUGACGUCACCUCUACAACUUGAACUUGGAAGUCAACCGCGUAGCAUGGACGAAGCGUCCUCGUCGUCAAAACACAAGCGCUCUCGCAAAGAUGAUCCCGAAAGGAAGAGCAAGAAGCGGAGUAGGCAUGAGGAUAGUCACCGCAAACACAAAAAGUCGAAGCAGACCACGAUCGUCGACGAGGAUCCUGACGACGAGGACUUAUGGGUGGAGAAGAACAUCGAUAUGGAUGGUGAACGCCCGCUAGCUACGACGAUACCUACAGCGGAGAGCCUCAAAAUUCAAUCUUCUGCACCUCCCAGUCGGUCGGGCCCUCCCCUUCCGCCAACUUCAUCGACAGAGUCCACUCUCAAGAGAGAUGACUGGAUGCUAGCGCCUCCAACUGCAUCACAACCUGUCCAAGUGCGGACCUCCGGCGAGCGGGAUGUUGGGAAUACCUCGCUCACAGAAGAUUACGGCGAAGAACUGGGUGACAACAGGACAGUUGCUGGUGGCGUCGAUUUUUUCUCAAGCUUAGGCGCGGACAUGAAGAAGCGACCUGACAAACCAGAUGUGGAUCAACCUAUCAUUCAUGCGAAAGAGCUCAAUCAGGAUCUCAGGCUCGGAAACAACACAAGCAUCGAUGUGGAGACUCCUCCGCCCGCCAAAGCGGCUACUCCAGGUGGACCGGGAUCGCAGUGGAGAAUGAUGAGACUUCGCCGAGUCUAUGAGACUGCGGAGGAAGAGGGUCUACCCAUCGAGGAAGUUGCUAUCGACAGAUUCGGAUCGCUAGAAGCCUUUGAAGAAGCCAAGAAGGAGCGUCAAAUCUUGGACGAACGCAACGGAAAGCGGUCAGAUCGAGAGCGGGACAAUCGCAAUACCAGAUCCUACGCCGGAGGAACCGACGGGGAGAAGCGCUUCAUGUUCAAUGACGUGGGAGGCAGUGGUCGUGGUUCAUCAUUCAAGCGUCCAGGAGGGCCACGAGACAGCGGCGAGAGCGGGCCCUCGACACCUACACCGUUGGGUGGGGCACCUUCAUAUGCUGCCCGACGCUUCGACUCGCUCCGACUGCCCUCACAAACGGGCUCGCCCCUCGCUCAAAGUCGCACACCGAUUCCAGCCAUGCUCACGCCUCCCGUCGGUGGACCGAAAACGCGUGCGAUGUCACCGUCUUCAUUGAACCGGCUGCAGGCUAAAGUGCUCAGAGCCAAGUUAAUGGGCUCCUCUGAUGCAGAGGCGCUUGAACGAGAAUAUGAUGCCGAGUCUCGCAAAGCGCAAGGUGUGGUGUCUGAGAACGGAGUACGUACCAAGGUGGAGAUGCUUCCAACGCUCGAUGGGCAUGGGAAGCUGUACGAUGUGGGCCAUGGCGCGGUUGAGGACGCAAAUCUGCCGGGAAAUCGCAGGAAGAAGGAAGCUAAAUUCGAAACGCGCGAUCCCAAAACCGGUGAGGUCUUGAGAAUCAAUGCCAACGACGACACGACUACUUUGGGUGAGAUGCUGCGGCAGGAGAAAUUCGGCGGGGGCAUGUCAGAUCAGAAGAACUUGGACGCCGAGUUUGCUAGACAAAUCAUGGGUGAUGGCAAGUUCCAGAAUGAUCUGGACUACAUCGAUGACAAUGCUGAAAAGCUUGGCCGUCAGAAAAUGCGUUCCGAUGCUAUGAAGCGCCAGUUUGCGAUUCAUGACUUUAAACGCACGCAAAAGGUGCUAUCCGAGUGUGUUUAUUGUUUCGGGGAAGACGAUUCGCCGCCAAAAUGUGCUGUAGUGGCCAUGGGCACUCGCGCAUAUCUCUCGUGCACUCCGAAUGAGGAACUGGUGGAUGGGCAUUGUCUGAUUGUUCCCAUCCAGCAUCAUCUCAACAUGCUUGAAGCUGACGAUGAUGUUUGGGAUGAAGUCCGGAAUUUCAUGAAAUGUCUGAUGCGGAUGUUCGCUGAAGAAGACAAGGGCGUCAUCUUUUAUGAGACCGUAAUCACGCUGAAAUGGCAGAAACACACAUGCAUUGAAUGUGUUCCGCUUCCCUGGGAGCAGUUCGAAGACAUUCCCCAGUACUUCAAGGAAUCGAUUCUUGCCUCCGAGGCUGAAUGGUCGCAGCACAAGAAACUGAUCGAUUUCUCUAGACGGCCGGGAGGUUUCCGGCGUGCUAUGGUUCCGAAUCUGCCUUAUUUCAUGGUUCAAUUCGACUAUAAAGGCGAGAAAGGUUACGGUCAUGUGAUCGAAGGUACCGGGGAUGCAGCCAAUGAGGAGGAUGGUGGUCUGGAGGAAGGAGAAAAGGGCGGCGGAGAAUUUCCAAAGUACUUUGCGGGCGAAAUUAUUGGCAAUGUGCUAGAGAUUGAGCCUCGCCGGUGGAGACGACCGAAGCGAAUCGACUUCCACAGCAACAAAGAGCGCGUUCUCCAAUUCAAGCAAAAGUACACUAAAUUUGAUUGGACGAACAUGAUUGGAAAAUGAUGUACAAUGUAUGAGUAUGAUAUUACAAGGGAAAUGGGCGCGUGGACAUGCGACUGCGACCGCUGAAGACUGAGCUCACUCGGGAGGCUGGCCCACGGAAGUUGGACAAGAACGCACUGUCCAACGCCGAGGUAGAUAGAUCUGAAAGCAUUCAACCAGAGAGUCUACGUCCAUCAGGAAGACAUACCGCUCAUAUCACUGAAGCUUGACGCUUCUGAACCCUGAUUGCUGCCCUGUUCUGUCGCAUACGCUCUCCCGAGCGCGCUGCGGGGUGACAAUGCCGGAGGACUGGACGAUUUGCUCGGUGAAAGAUGUCGGCUCAUGGGAGAAUGCGUUCUUGAUCCAUUCGACGGCGAAGGAAUAUCAGGAAUCGAGCUCUGAGCAGAACUGGCGCUCGACACGCUCAUCGGACUGUAUGCUUUCUCCCGUCUGAAUGUCAUUUGAGCGGGGAGGGUGUUGAUCUGAUUGGCGCGUCCACGGUCUACUUCAAUGGCCCUCGUUUUCCCUUUGCUGCUGCUGCUGCUGCUGUGAAGCGGCGGCCGAGGUGGACGGGAUACCAGGCCUAAAGACUCGUUGGUCACCAUAAGUUGCAGUUCUUGUAGUUUGCGUUCGAGCGACUCUUGUUCCUCGGCGUUGCGCUCAGCCUCUUCUUCGCGCUUCGAUUCUUCGUCCUCGGAAUCCGUGCCUGACUCCGGAUUUGACGAAGGCGGACUCAGGGUGCGUUUCGCGGGCCCACCACCGAAUGUGACUUGGGCGGUAAGCGUGGACGAGGAAAGUGCUUUCUUGGGCUGCGGCACGGAGUUCUUCCCCAGCGAAUUAAGCCGGGCCCGUACACCCAAAGGCGUCGAAAGCCGGCCAGCCGGUGACAUCCUGCCACUCGUGCUCAAACGGUGCACGGCCCGCAUGGCGACAGAGGAAGGUUUGUCAAUGGGGGAGAUCGCCGCAUCUUCGAAAGGCUUGUUGUUUGGUUGCGCAACCGAAGGACUAGAUACCCCUGGUAUAUCUUGAAGCCCGCGAAGCUCUUCUUGAAAUCGCCCUUGAACCCGGUAGAGGAGGUAAGGGAGAGGGACGUCCAGAUGCGCAGCUAGUCCCUUCCCUAGCGCAGUCAGCUCAUUCUGCAUGUAUCUCAUAACAAGGGAACCAACAGUCUGUUCCUGCGUUGUCGGUAGAUCGUGAGCGCUCGAUAACCUUCCAGAGUAUAUCGGCUUUCUCCUGGGUCCACUCUAUCCGGGGCGGAUCAGGGAUGGCUUGCUCAGGACGAUUGUGUGGAAUCCGGACAACGACUCGGAUGUUGGGAGGCGGGUUCGCGGACAUCGUAGACCAGUCUCAACAAGCUACGCGGCGACGUUACCCACGCCGAUACCAUGCGCGAUCACGUGCAGGGCGGAUUCAUCGGACCGUGUAUGCUCGCCAGAUUCCUGCCAUCAUCUUUCUCCCUGCGAAGAUGUCUUCACGGCGCUGUGAACGACAGACGCUGGCCAGGAUGGGAAGUGGUCGUUGGAAUCGAGACUCACGCACAGAUUGCUUCACGUCACAAGCUUUUCUCAGACUCUCUCAACUCUACCUUGGGAGAAGCGCCCAACAUUCAUGUUUCUCCUUUUGAUGCGGCAUUUCCAGGAACGCUUCCUAAAGUCAAUCAGGAAUGUGUUCACCUCGCAAUCCGAACAGCUCUGGCUCUGGAUUCUGCGCUACAAAUGCGCUCUUCAUUUGAUCGGAAACAUUACUUCUAUACAGAUUUGCCUUCUGGCUACCAGAUCACUCAACAUUACGCCCCUAUUGCCCUUGGAGGUAAUAUCGAAGUACGAGAGACUUCCCGGACUGUGAGGAUAAAACAGAUUCAGCUCGAGCAAGAUACUGCGAAGGCGACGUUCGAUUCGAAGACAAGAACCUCAAGCAUAGAUCUGAAUAGAGCAGGCACGGGUCUCCUAGAAAUAGUCACAGAACCAGACAUGAGGUCGCCAGAAGAAGCCGGCGCAUAUGUCAAAACGUUGCAAAUGAUUCUUCGUGCCAUUGGUGUGAGCGACGGAAAUAUGGAAGCGGGCUCUCUGCGUUGCGACGUCAAUGUGUCGGUGAAUAAGCCUGGAGAUCAGCCCGGGACACGGUGCGAAAUCAAGAACUUGAACUCCGUCAAGGCUAUGCAAGCUGCAAUCAUUUGGGAAGCUAAAAGACACGUGCAAAUCUUGGACUCUGGUGGAUCCGUGCCGCAGGAGACACGCGGGUUCAAUCAAGAUACGCUGGAGACAUUUAAAAUGCGGUCGAAGGAAGACGCCCUGGACUACCGUUAUAUGCCCGACCCAAAUUUGCAGGUUCUAGCCCUUUCCCAAGUCCGCCUUUGCGCUUUUUUGCUGCUCGAUUGGGCUCAUGUUCUCCAGGAAAGAGUUGACAGAAUCAGAGAGACGAUGCCCGAACUCCCUUGGGAGACCCGCGAGCGACUGCUUAAGUCGUACCAGCUGACAGACAAAGACGCUGACGUUCUCAUCCAUCUUGACCAUGGGAGAGAGAGCGCAGUCUCUUAUUUUGACCAAGUUUGCAGUUCCAAGAGCCGAAAUCCCCGUGUCGUAUUCAACUGGAUGGUUCAUGAACUACUGGGGCGCCUGUAUUCUUCCAAGCUGACGUUUGCGGAAAACCCAAUCUCGGCGGCCCACCUGGGGGACCUCGUUGAUUUGAUACAGACUGGGGCGAUCACUGGUCCUUCGGGCAAGAUUCUCAUCAAAGUGAUGCUUGCCUCGCCGUCGACGCAAAACCCAACAGAGCGGGCGCGUGAAUUGGGUCUGAUGUCUACAGGGGGUGAUAUCGAUAUCGAGCAUGCCUGUCGAACAGCCAUCCUGGCGCUCCCGUCGGAAGCAGACGCCUUCCGACGGGGCCAUCAAAAUGUUCUCAAUAAGAUCAUGGGCAGGGUCAUCAAGGAGAGCCGGGGCCGGGCCGAUGCGAAACUGGUCAGAGAGUGUCUGGUGGCUUUGUUGCAAGAGGGUAUCAAUUAA